This is a messenger RNA of Gasterosteus aculeatus aculeatus (three-spined stickleback), 6716 nucleotides long. RefSeq names its product calmodulin regulated spectrin-associated protein family, member 3 (gene camsap3). Gene Ontology annotation, molecular function: calmodulin binding; microtubule minus-end binding; spectrin binding. The record is from RefSeq and is a predicted model, not a curated record. Gene Ontology annotation, biological process: neuron projection development; cytoplasmic microtubule organization; negative regulation of microtubule depolymerization. Gene Ontology annotation, cellular component: microtubule minus-end. Lineage: Eukaryota; Metazoa; Chordata; Actinopteri; Perciformes; Gasterosteidae.
GUGUGGAGCACCUGGUAGUCAGUCAUCGCCCGGACUCGGUGGAGCUGCGCAUCGUUACGGAGCGCACAGUAAUGCGGACGAAGAAGGGCAAAAACGAGGGGAACAGUCCGUUUUUCCGCUAACGUCCCGGCGGAUCGGGCCUUUGCGCGGUCGCGCAGGAUGAUUUAACGGGGAUUACGUCUACGACACCGCACAGGGGGGAGAAAACAGGGGCAAUUCACUGCCUUGGAAUCAGCUCCGUGGCGGAUAUUUCCCCGACAAAACCGUAACCCAUAUUUGUAUUCCCAGUUCCAAACGCGUGGAAUAGUCCGCUAAAAAAAACGAUGAUUCCUUGAACAUCGCUUUCUGUUUUUUUUUGUUGUUGUUUUUUUGUGGUCGCAAACUCGCCAUGGUGGACUCCCCUACCGCGAGAAAGACUUUAGUGGUCCCAGACAUCAAGCCGUCGGAUGCAUAUGAUCGUACUCGAGCAAAGAUAUGCGCAAGUGUCGGAUGGCUGUUGGCGAAGUCCUACGGCGGUGCAGAGAGUGUCCCCGCAGAGCUCCGUGACCCCUUCUACUGUGACCAGUAUGAGCAGGAGCACCUUAAACCGCCGGUCACGCGCCUCCUGCAGUCCUCGGAGCUCUACUGCCGGACGUACGGCCUGCUACUGGGAGGCGGCGGCGGCGGCGAGGCACAGCCCAAAGACAACGGCGCCCUGCUGCAGCUCCUCGCUGAGAGGGGCGUAGUCCCCAAAGACCAGGGCAAAGCGGCGACCGAUGCAGACCUCCGACACAAACCCAUCAAAAUGAGUUCUCACCUGGCAAUGAUGGAUGCCUUGAUGGCGAUGGGAGCUAUGGAGACGGUGGCUGUGGUAAAGAGGCGUGGUUCUGCCGAGCUACCGGGUGGAGCCUCGAAGUGGGAGGAUGCUCUGCUUCAUUGGGUUAACGAGUUAAACCAGAAGUUGAGAGAACGCACUGAAGGAGCCCAGAAUGACGCGUCUCAGGCAAUUACGGAGCCCGAACCCGUUCAACCCUCUUGCCCUACUCGCUGGUACUGGAAACUUGUUCCUCUCCGCUACAGGAAGGAUAAAACGCAGUCCAAACAAAAGCCCAUCUUUCCAACGGUGGAUGAAGUGAAAGACCUGUCCACUGGUUGUGCUGUUGCUGCAGUCAUACAUUACUAUUGCCCCGGCCUGCUAAGACUUGAAGAUGUUUGCAUGAAAGAGUCCAUGUCCGUGGCGGACAGCCUGUACAACCUGCACUUCAUCCAUGAAUUUUGUGACAGCUGUCUGAAGAGUUGCUGUCACUUGUCGCUGGAGGACAUGCUAUACACGCCACAGGAGCUUCAGGUCAAUUUGCUGAGCUUCUUAGCAGAACUGCUUAGCUGGUUUGAGGUACGAAGGCCAGAAUUUGUUCAACCAAUAGACAAAUUGGAUGGAUCCACACCAGUAUCACAAAGUAGCUUGAGUGGCAGCAGAACCUCCCCUUCUAUCUUCAAGAAGCCUUUCCUCCCCAUCUCCUCUCCUGCGCCAGGAUCUUUGACUCAGUCUACCUCAAUGUCUCAUAUAGAAGGAGUUGGAAAGACAUGGAGCAAAAAACCUCUCAGCCGCCCCAUGUCAGCGGUGUCCUUCAGCAUUCCUUUUGGCCUGGACAGCGAUGUGGACAUUGUGAUGGGCAACCCCGUGAUAACCCGCUCUCUGAGCUCGGACCAACUCAACCCGGCGGGCCAAAACGUGAGCCGUGUGCCCCACACCCCUCCUGAAGACCUCAGCCGUUUGCUGAGCAAACCCCCCGGCUCCAACGGGCCACCCCGAGCUUCUUGGGCCACCCAGCCUCAGAGCGUUCCAAGGAUGGCAGAGGAGAACGGCCUCGUGCCGAGUGAAACGGGAGAGCUGCCCACCAUCGAGGAGGCUCUCCAAAUCAUCCACAGCAACAACAAGAUGGAGCCUCGCUUACACCCCGAUGGUGCUCCUGAUGGUUUCUACCUCCACUCUCCCGAUGACCCUGCUAGUUCCAGACAUAACAACCCGACCCCCACCAGCUGCUCUGCCCCCACGCGCUCAGGAAUGAUGUACCGGCCCGCUGGAGAGUCCAAGGCCCCCGCUCGCAUCAGAAACCCCUCUGAAGGUUCUCGAGACGAUGACUCGGUCUUGAGAGACGGCAGCGUGGACUCUGACGCAUCGGAAGACUUUCCCAAAACGCAGUCCACUCCAACCACCCCAGCGGCCGGGUCAAACUCCGCCAGGGCCCACGGCCGAGAGGCGCCCGAUAGUGGCGUGAAGAUGACCAGCUUUGCGGAACGCAAAAAGAAACAGAUUAUGGAUUCACCGAAAGCCAGCGACCACGCGGCUUCUUCUCAGAUGACCACGUGGGCGCAAAAGUCCGACGAGAGCCCGAGCAACAGCCCUCAGCUCAACAACGAGGUGUCGGAGCUGGGAACCCGGCUUGAAGAAAAGCGCAAGGCCAUCGAAGCCCAGAAGAAACGCAUUGAGGCCAUUUUUGCGAAGCACAGACAAAGACUCGGGAAGAGCGCCUUCCUGCAGUUGAGGAAGGAGCAGAGUGACGGAGGAGGGGGCGAAGGGGACGGCCAGAUCAGCACCGCGUCCACAGCAGAUGACCUCUCCCGUGGGACACUUGAAGAAAGGCUAGCUCGAAUGGAAGAGGAAGAGCGGCAUGAACAGCGCCCCUCGGUGGAGGAUGACGGUAAUGUCAAAGUAGGACUGCAGCUCAACAAACAGGCCGGUCCCUCCAGAGAAAGGGCAGGUACGCCAGGAGAGAAGGGCUCUGGGACUCGUGGUGAGAAAGCGGCACCACUCGGGGACUAUAACAACGCCGUGUCCAAGCUAACUGCAGCGCUCAGCUCUCUGCAAAGUGACAUGCAGCGGCUGACCGAGCAGCAGAACCACUUGAUCAAGAAGAAACCCGCAGUUUCCGGCCCUCAAACCUUCACCCAAGCCCCUUCACGCCACUCGCGGGAAUCAACCCGAGACUUCAAUUCAACCUCCUCCUCUCCAUCCCACAGAUUAAUAAACCACAGCACUCCUCCUAAAUCCCCCAAAGUCCAUCGCAGAGCCCAAUCUGUGCCCCCCAAACCCAGCCGUUCCUUGGACGUUAAGGUCCCGGCCCUCUCAAGGGUCAUAACCGCGCCUCAAAACGUGGACCGCAUUCCCCACCGCCGUCGCGUAGAGCAUUUGCAAUCCCAAAACCAGGCUUUGUCCUCGCUCUCAUUUGGCGACUCGGACGACACGGAUGAGCUGCGCUCAUCUGGACCAACUCCCGCCACCACACCAAGACCCAGCCCCGUGCCGACUCCUGCCCCUACCCCCCGUCCCGAUGACACAAUGUCCGAGGUGGGCUCCAAUGACGAUCACAGUAUAUUUAGUAUGGACCUGGAGGCCGGGUCCCCGCAUGGUUUUUUGGCAAACAAGGAAAGGAUUGCAGAUGGGGGCUGCAGCUCUGGUGCCCCAUCAGAGUGCUCCUUCGAGAGCGACGCCACGGCGGGGAUGUUGAACGGCAAACGCAGUAGCCUGAUAGAGAUCUCUCUGCGAGGAAACGGGGAGGAGGACAGCCAAGUGCCGGACGCUUUCUCUGAUUCAAUGAGUGAACUGACGGAGCCCGAGGGCAAAGGAGGUGUUGGUUUCUUUUUCAAGGAUGAAAAGGAGCGACCAGAAGAUGAGAUGGCCCAGCGACGAGCAGCUUUGCUGGAGAAACAGCAAAAGAGGGCAGAAGAGAUGAAAAGACGCAAACUUGAGCAGGAAAAAGAAAAAGAAUUAAACAAGCCUCAGUGGAUGAUCAUCGAAGGCUGGGCAAACAAGAGCGAGGACGGGGCCAAAACUCCAGGCACCCCUCCGACUGCGCGCACCCCACCUGUUGAGGGGACGCCUCAGCGCAGGGGAGACUUCACUCGCCUGGAGUACGAGAGGAGACAUCAGCUGAAGAUCAUGGAAGACUUGGACAAGGUGCUGAGGCAGAAACCCACCACGGUCCGCGGUGUCAAGAAGCAAAGGCCCAAGGCCGUGUUCAGAGACGACUCCGUCCUCUCUCACAGCCCUAUCAGGGGUUUCAUGGGCACCAAGGUGUACUCCCGCUCAACCAUGAACCUGUCCUCCAUGGCCAAUGACUCUGGCGGCCUGACAGUCAGGAAGUCUCCCAGCCGUUCACACUCUCCCGGCAGGCUAAUGUCCCCCAAACGAGCGAGUGCUCACAACGGAGAGAAGGAUUGGGAAAAUGGCUCCACUAUUUCCUCCCCUGCCUCAAUCCCGGAAUAUACAGGACCAAAGCUGUACAAGGAGCCUAGCUUUAAGUCCAACAAGUUCAUCAUCCAUAAUGCCAUCACCCGCUGCUGCCUGGCCGGCAAGGUCAAUGAACCACAGAAAAACAAGAUUGUAGAGGAGAUGGACGCGAGCAUGGGCAACCACUUCCUCAUCCUCUUCAGAGAUGCCAGCUGCCAGUUCAGAGCGGUUUACACCAUGAACCCUGAAACUGAGGAGAUGGUGCGGCUCACUGGUAUUGGCCCACGGAUUAUUGCACCUGAGAUGGUUGAGUCCAUUUACAAGUACAGCUCCGACCGCAAGCAGUUCACCGCCAUCCCGUCCAAAACAAUGUCCAUGAAUGUCGACGCUUUCACCAUCCCUGGUCACUUUUGGCAAAAGCGCCCAGGAACUCCCAAGAAGCUUGGCACCCCCAAAUAAUGCCAAGAGAGCUGGGUGACGAUGGGUAGAGGCGUUACCGUUCAGGAAACCAGCUCCCCUUUUCCUCCGUCAUAGCCAAUGAGGAACUGAGCUGCUCAAAAUCAGUGGACAGCAUGACUGGUUGGGCUAUGGGCCAUCUAUCGACUUGGACCCCGAGAGCAGUCCAGUUAUCUCAACAUGCCCAGAGAAAGGGGACAACCACUCACUCAUUCAGCCAAUGUAGUUAAAAUAGUUUAUCUCCAGAGGGCCUUUUGAUUGGCUCGGCCCUCGUCUACGAUUGUAAAAUGUAAUGCGACUAAUUCUGUUGGGAUAAGGAAUUAUCUUUCCCUUGUGCCCUGCCUCCUCAUGCCUUGCCUUACCCCCGCCCCUGGAGUGAUUUUUGCAACUCUUACGUAAGGAAAAAAAAAAAAAAGAAACAGCAAAGCAAGGACAGCCACACUGCCUUUGCCCACACAGUAUUUUGGGCCAGAGUAGUUUCCGCCCCUCUCCAUUCUGCUUGCUUUUCCUUUUGCUGCCUUUUCUUCUUUUUUUCCAGAGCUCACCCUCUUUAGUCUGGUGGCUCAGAUCAGAGAUCUUAGAUUAAAUGGCAGAAAUGUCUGUUCUCACUCAGAUGUAGGCCACACGCUAACCACUCAUUCCAUUCAGGGGUGUUUUCACUGGUUUGUCAUGACCAGAAAAAGGAGGACAAUGGGUGGUUCUUCUAUGGGCUGGUGGUGGCGACUGUGGUUGUCAUUGGACUUGCACACUUAAAAACAAACAAAAAAAACUGCCUAUGCUCCCGUUGUUAGCGCAUUCCACUCCAUUCCAACUCUUUCAGCCGUAGACAUCUGGAUGUUUUUUUGAUACUGUUUUGACAUUUCUUUGCUGGACAAAUUGCUUCAGCCUCCGGGAGCUGAAAGAAGAAUGAACUUCAUGUAACUUUUUCCACUUAAGUUGCUUUCUCAUUUUCAAAAUGUGAUGAAUUGGAAUGUUAUCUGAGCUUAUCUUGAAAAAUAAUUACUGGAAAAAUUAAGGAGGGCUUUACCAUGUCUAUUAUUUCUUUGAUACAGCUAUUUGUGAAAAUGAUAAUCAAUGUUGAUUUAAUAUAUACUGAAUGCUGAUCCCUUAGAUUUUUUUGACAAUGAUUUGUAAAAAGUAAGUUAACCUUUGUAAGCUCCGAAUAAGCUAGCCUGAUGCUUAAGCAUUAGUGAGAUGUAUGUUUGAGAAUGAGUGUAAGAGAAUGAAAAAAUAUUGUCAAACAACUAAAAAUUGCUUAAACCUUUGUGACUAGGAGUCUGUUUGCUGUUAUGAUUCCCUGUUUGUGUGCAUACAAACAGUAGGUUUCGUGUCAAAGGAUCAUUCUGGGCUGUAACAGCCCUCCUCUUCUCCCGUCUCGACGCCUCAUCAUAUAUGACUUGAGUAAUGUAAGACGCUAUUGUAAAACACUUUGGCUUUGUGUCCACGCUGUUAGAAAAAAAAUCAUUGGUCCCCCAGAUGCUUCUGAUCAGAUCAAUCACAUCACAAAACCUGUUGGAAAUUGGGUUUCUUCUCCUCCUUUUACAGUCUUUACUGCAGCAGCUGCUGUUGUGCAGCUGUCUUUGAAAUCACUCACUGCCUCCAACAAAUGUGGUGUUUGAAUGAGAUUCAGGUGUGGGAGGAGAAAUGAUAAGCGCUGCAUUCAGGAAAUACGAUUUAUAAGUGAGUGUGGAGGAGUGCAUAUGGAAUUGGUGGAUGUUUGUAUUUAUGCGUUUGUGAAGAAUAGUAUGUGGUAGUUGAACACUUAUUUUUUUUUCCUGUGCAAUUCUCCCUUAGAAAUCCCCAUGUUACCCAGAGGUGUAUUUAUUUAGUUUGCAUUAGAUGGUACAUUUGAUGUUUAGUUUCAGGGUAUUCUUCAUGUCUUUUUAGGUGGUAAGUCUCUCAUUCAUUUCAUAGAAGUUGUCAUAACAUUUAUGUUGUUUCCUUUUUCCUCUAUUAUCAAACAUGUGCCAGCACAUUGUGUAUGAUCAUUUCAUAAGUUGACUAUCCUUGGCAACUAGAUGAGACAAAUAAAAAGAACAUUUUAAAAUCA